Molecule: messenger RNA, 987 nt
Organism: Caenorhabditis elegans
Lineage: Eukaryota; Metazoa; Nematoda; Chromadorea; Rhabditida; Rhabditidae
Gene: dzpr-1
Product: C2H2-type domain-containing protein
Exons: 4
Coding region: 16-486 (156 amino acids)
Source: RefSeq, marked reviewed
GUUUAGAAUCUUUAAAUGGCAGAGGAAGAAUAUCAAGCAACAGCUACAGCAAUCGCUAUCACCACAAAUCUUCCAAAUUGGGCACUUUUAGAUGAAAUAUCAGUUCCAUUGCUUGAAACCGGAGUCGGAACUCUUCCACUACUUCAAGCCGCACUUCCCUCAAUUCUCUCAAUUUCCCAAAAUGAUGACAAAGUGAAAGAAAGAUAUCGAAAAGUUUUGAGGAUAGCACAACUUCAAAUUGAACAUUUAUUAAAAUCUCAGCAAGAACUUCUGAAACAUAUGGAGAAGCUGGAAUCGGAGAACAUAUCCAGAAUAUUGAAACCAAAAAAUAUGAAAAUGGAAAGAAAAACGUCCGGUGGCUCGCCGGAGAAUAAUGAUAAAUAUAAAUGCGCCGAUUGUGGGAAAAUAUUUCUGAAUGAGAAUUUCUUGACAUCUCACUUUGAAAGACGACAUCCCAAACCAAUUGGACGAUCUUCUUCGGAUUAAUUUGGACCGUUACUGGAAGAUUUAUGAGUUCUGAUGCAAUAUUAUGCAUCAGUUUUCUUUUUUCUACCAAUUGAGUAAAUACCAGUUUCUAUUGUUUUAGUCCCCAACUUAGGGUUUUCAUGACGGCAUAAAAUGCCUAUCCGCCUGCCUACGGUUACCUUUCAGGCGUAUCAGCAUUUUCAGAGUUCCACCAUGCUUGUAGGCAGGCUGAUAGGUUUUUUGUGCCUGUUACCCUUACCACACCUUCUAUCAUAUUUUUUUCUUAUCUCCUUCCCCUCUGCUUAUCAUGUUUGAAUUCCCACCUUUUUCUUUGCAUACGCAACAAUUUUAUAUUCAUUUUUCUCCGUUCCAUGUCUCAACAAAAUCGUACAAUUUGGGUCAAAUGUCGCCGUUCCGAUUCUCUGUAUUCUCUAUAUCUCUAUUUCUCAUCAUCUCUCUCUCGCUUUCGCUUUUGAUUUGAUCUUCAUUAAUUAUGCGAAUUCGUAUAAAAUUUUUAACUUU